AUGGCAACCAAGAAAGGCCUUGAAAAGGCUUGCCUUGUGAAUGGUAGAAUUGGCAAGAAGUACUCCUUGACUCUCCACAGCAGUGAUCUGCUGCAGAAUAAUUCAAAUACCACAAACCACCACGAGGAAGCAGAAGAUCCUGGGUCUUGUUCAGUGCGUCACUGCCAUACCUACUCAAAGGCCCAUGAGAGCAGAAAAAGAGAGCAAUGCAAGGCCAGGCGAAAGCUUUGUGCAGCAUCAGUUGUCUGCAUCAUCUUCAUGACUGCUGAAAUCAUAGGUGGCCACAUCGCAGGGAGCCUCGCAAUCAUCACGGAUGCUGCCCACAUUUUGGUUGACUUGAUGAGCUUCUUGAUCAGCAUCUUCUCUCUGUGGCUGUCUUCUAAACCUCCCAGUAAGAGAUUAACAUACGGAUGGCACAGAGCAGAAAUUCUUGGAGCUUUCCUGUCAAUGAUCGUCAUUUGGGUGGUGACCGGUGUGUUGACAUAUUUAGCCAUCCUGAGGCUGCUGCACCCACAUUAUGAAAUUGAAGCUACAGUGAUGCUCAUUACAUCCGGCUGUGCCAUAUUAGCCAACAUAAUACUGAGCCUGACGCUACACCAGACGGGACACGGAAACUUUCCCGGUGCCCAUCAGGCCUGUGACCACAGAUCAGCUCCUGAACGAAUGUUGGCCUCAACCAAUGCCAGUGUACAAGCUGCUUUUGUUCAUGCCAUUGGAGAUCUGUUUCAGAGCAUUAGCGUGCUAAUUAGCGCACUCGUAAUCUUCUUUAAGCCAGAAUACAAAAUGGCUGACCCAAUCUGCACAUUUGUAUUUUCCAUAUUUAUUCUGGGAACCACCAUCACUAUUUUAUGGGACAUUUUGCUUGUGCUGAUGGAAGGGACACCAAAGGGACUAAGCUACGAUGCUGUAAAAGAGAGAAUUCUAGCGAUGGACAAAGUGGAGUCUGUCCACAGUUUUCAUCUUUGGUCUCUGACGAUGAACCAGACAGUCCUAUCAGCUCACAUUGUCACAGUGGAUGCUGCAGACAAACAGCAGGUUUUGAAUGAAGUUACUGAAGUCCUCUUUGGAACUUACAAUUUUCACGCAGUCACCCUUCAAAUUGAACCCAAAGCACACCAGAAACCAGACUGUAUCUUCUGUCAAGACCCAAGUGACUGA
Messenger RNA from Elgaria multicarinata webbii, 1158 nucleotides. RefSeq names its product solute carrier family 30 member 8 (gene SLC30A8). The coding region runs from base 1 to 1158 and encodes 385 amino acids. Gene Ontology annotation, cellular component: plasma membrane. Lineage: Eukaryota; Metazoa; Chordata; Lepidosauria; Squamata; Anguidae. Gene Ontology annotation, molecular function: zinc ion transmembrane transporter activity. Gene Ontology annotation, biological process: response to zinc ion; zinc ion transmembrane transport; response to glucose. The record is from RefSeq and is a predicted model, not a curated record. The transcript has 8 exons.